This is a messenger RNA of Danaus chrysippus (African queen), 1638 nucleotides long. Lineage: Eukaryota; Metazoa; Arthropoda; Insecta; Lepidoptera; Nymphalidae. The record is from the annotation of a GenBank genome assembly.
AUGCUCUCCAGUGCUAGACGUUUGUCUGUCGAGACCUUCACAAAAAACGGCUAUCAGAAAGAAUUUGAUUAUAAUACGCAGGAUCUGUCAACGUCACUCACUGAGAGUAUUUGUUUGUUAAAGGUGGACAGUGGCGGCGGUGGCUCGGCCGAAGUAAUGGUGUACUCUCUCGGCUGGGGCAUGGGGGAGCCGGAACGGCGAGGGGCUGAACGAAAGCGGGCCCAGCCGGCGCAUACGCUUUCUCCUGAUGAAGGCCACGAGGUGGAUGUACUGCCUCUACACAAUCAGGUGGGCGGGCAUACGCGUCUGUUGGUGCUAAACGACAGUACGGUCAUCAAGCCUCUGAACAUACGUGAACUGCAUUUUUACCAGAACAUUCCUGAGGAUAUACAGAACUUCGUACCAAGAUACAAAGGCGUGAUGCAGGCGUCGCACACCGGCGGCACCAAGCUGGACAAGCGCUACUCGCCGUGUUUCCGCGACGAGAACGGCCGCAAGCAGUCCCUGGGCGGGAAGCGCAAGCGCGACGACGUUUUCAAAUUCAAAGUGCACCGGAACGGGAACGCCUCCGAGGUGUUGAAGAGCAUAGCGCACAUGGACAAUUCGAAUAAGCAAUACUUCCUCAUGAUGGAGAACAUAACUUCUUCAUAUCGGAAGCCGUGCGUGCUCGAUCUGAAGAUGGGCACCAGACAACAUGGAGACGACGCCAGCGCUGAGAAGAGAACCAAACAAAUAGCAAAGUGCGCCGCCUCCACCUCCGCCACGCUGGGGGUCAGACUCUGUGGCAUGCAGGUGUAUGUGGAUGAAACAGGCGCAUGCGUCAGGAGGGAUAAGUACUGGGGUCGGGCUCUGUCCGAGGGUGGUCUGCGUGAGGCUCUUCGGGAUUUCUUCGCGGCGGGGGGAGGGGGAGGGCUCCGGGCGACCGUCGUCCGCAGAGUACUGAGAGACCUAGAUGCUCUACGGCGGGCCAUCGCCAAACAGACCAGCUACCGCUUCUACUCGUGUUCCUUACUGAUAGUGUACGAGGGAGAUGUGUCCACCCCAAUAGAAGUGCCAGAGGAGGCCGUCGGCUGUGCAUCUUCGGAAUACGAGGGCGACGCGUCCGGUUCUUCGGAGUCAGCUCCCUCUCCCGGACACUUUGACAUGUCUACACUUCAUGACGAAAUUUCCAACGACGGCCGUGAGCCGUUCGUACCGCAUUCAGAAGAAACAAUGGGAGGCUACGAAGAGGGGGAGGUGAGUGGAACCACGGCGACCGGCAGAGGAAGACCGCACGCACACCCGCCCAGCCCCGACUCAGCAGACAGCUGGAUGGCGUACUCCUCCACCAGCAGUGAAUCCUGGAGACACGAGGUCGAACACGAACGGGAAGCGGAACCGGAAGCGAGCGGCAAGCGACCGCGCACUCGUCCCUCUCCCACGCCGUCCCCCGGCCCCAGCCCGCACGCCCCGCCGCCCGACGAGCGCGUCGACAUCCGCAUGAUAGACUUCGCGCACACAGCGUUCGCGGGCGCGGCGGCCGAGUCUCCGCUGGCCACGGCGACGCCCCACCACGGGCCCGACUGCGGCUUCCUCACCGGCAUAGACUCGCUGAAGCGCCUCCUGACGGAGAUCCUCCACCCGCAGCCCUACAGUUAA